AUGGCCACAUUACGGGAGAUUAAAGGCCGAUUAAAGUCUAUUGAGAAUAUUGAGAAGAUUACAAAAACUAUGAAGACGGUUGCAUCAACGAAGCUUUCGUAUUCUCAGAAAGCGAUGGAGAAGGCUAAAGUCUAUUCUAUUUCUCAAGAAGAGAUUUUUUUUGGAUCAGAGAUAAAAGUUCCAGAACAAUUGAAAACUCUUUAUAUUGUAUGUUCUUCGGAUAAAGGACUUUGCGGGGGAAUACAUUCCCAAUUGACUCGGGUGACGCGAGAAUUAGUUGAGAAGAAUCCGGAGGGCCAUGUAGUUAUACUUGGAGAUAAAGCUAAAAUGCAGCUUACUAGAUAUAUUCCAAGGAAUAUUAUAAUGUCGUUUACUCAGAUUGGUAAAGAUAUUCCUACGUUUUAUGAUGCACAAAUGAUUUCAAAUGCGAUUAUUCAAUCUAACAGGGAGUUUGAUAAGGCGGAUAUUAUAUAUAAUAGUUUUAAAAGCACCCUUUCAUAUUUACCAGCGAUAAAAACUAUUUAUUCGGAGAAUUUUUUGAAGGAUUCUAAAAAUUAUCAUAUAUAUGAAGCUGAAGACAAUGUUUUAACAAAUUUUAAAGAGUUUUUACUUUCGACUGGAAUUUUUUCUGCGCUUGUUGAAGGUCAUGCUUGUGAAAUAUCUGCCCGACGAAACGCUAUGGAUAACGCUUCAAAAAAUGCACUAGAAAUGAUUAAAAAGUUUAAAAUCAUCUUUAAUCGGUAUGUUUUAAAUCAUUUAUAUAUUUAUUAA
Molecule: messenger RNA, 771 nt
Organism: Pneumocystis carinii B80
Lineage: Eukaryota; Fungi; Ascomycota; Pneumocystomycetes; Pneumocystales; Pneumocystaceae
Product: ATP synthase F1, gamma subunit
Exons: 5
Coding region: 1-771 (256 amino acids)
Biological process (GO): proton motive force-driven ATP synthesis
Molecular function (GO): proton-transporting ATP synthase activity, rotational mechanism
Source: RefSeq, a predicted model, not a curated record